AUGGGAGAUGACAGUCAGAGUGAUUCAGAGGAGGCUAUUGGAGGCUAUGACCCAGCAGUUAGACAUGUAUUAGCUAAAGCAGAGAAAAGAGGAGAAAAAACACUGAGGAAAAAAGAGCCAGUAAAAGACGCCUCUAAGGAGAGUGAAGAUGAGGAUAGGGAUGAAGAAUCAGAGAGUGAAGAGUCCUCAUAUUCUCUUUGGUCAACACCAAGGACUGAAGCUGAGGAAAAGCACAGAGCCUUGAGAAGGAUUGAGAAAUGCAUGGAUAAAUGCUGUGUCGACCUGAGGGAUGCUACCAGUCCAGAAAGACAAAGAGAAUUGAGGGAAGAAUUCAAGGAGCUGCAAAUAGCAAAGAAAGACUUGAGGAAGAAAGGGGUAGAAAAGCCAUCUACUUCAGAUUAUUCCUUACGCCCAAGAAAAGGGGAUAAUCCAGCUGAAAAAAUGUGUCCAGUUGUUGUUCGAGGACAGAAUUUGGAGUAUGAGCCUUUGCAAAAUACAGACAUGUCAGACAUCCUUGAAAAGUUACCUACUCUUCAGGAGGGACCUCAUCCUUGGAUUUUGAAGUUGGAAGAAAUUAUGGUGGGAUGGCAGCCUGCCAUGGGAGAUAUCAAGAGACUCUUAGCCAGCAUUUUCGGAGUCCCAGCUAUGGAAGAGAUCUUGCAGAGAGCAGGACUUAACCGGUAUGCAGGGACUGCUGUAAAUGAUCCAGAAUUGUUUGCUGCUAGUAGAGCUCGGAUGUGGAGAUCACUGAGAGAUACAUUUCCAACAAAUGUACAUCUGGAUAACAUUAUAAUUGAACCACUAGGACCACAGGAGAAUCCAAGAGCAAAUGUAUCAAAGGCUCAUCAGGUUUGGAGAAAUGUAACAGGAAAUGA
Messenger RNA from Xyrichtys novacula (pearly razorfish), 875 nucleotides. Lineage: Eukaryota; Metazoa; Chordata; Actinopteri; Labriformes; Labridae. The record is from the annotation of a GenBank genome assembly.